Messenger RNA from Betta splendens (Siamese fighting fish), 4934 nucleotides. It is a transcript of the gene sytl2a, whose product is annotated as synaptotagmin-like 2a. Gene Ontology annotation, cellular component: exocytic vesicle; plasma membrane. NCBI's taxonomy places the organism in Eukaryota, Metazoa, Chordata, Actinopteri, Anabantiformes, Osphronemidae. The coding region runs from base 1032 to 4277 and encodes 1081 amino acids. The record is from RefSeq and is a predicted model, not a curated record. Gene Ontology annotation, molecular function: small GTPase binding; neurexin family protein binding. The transcript is spliced from 15 exons. Gene Ontology annotation, biological process: exocytosis; intracellular protein transport.
ACUGUGAGAGACAGGAGUCAGCUGAAGUACCUGACUGGUGACUGGUUUUACGAGAUCAAGCAGCUCCGUCAUCAAGAUCGCAUCCAUGGCUCCGACAUCAUUAUGGCUUCUCUGAGACACACACACAAACCACUGACCAUACGUGAGUGAGCUACACCUUGACUCGUGUCCUUCUGAAGCAUUGGUGAGUGUGCGUCUUGCAUAGCUGGUCUUGGAGCUCAGUCAGCAAUCCAGCUGUUCACAUCAUCUGACUGAACUUGGAAUUGUUAUACUUGCCAGAACUAAACCAUCAAGCAAAGCUUUAAGCAUGCUGCUAGAUUACAGUUUACUUGAUCCUGUAUGUUUUACUGUUAAGAGUUACUCCAGCUUUACUGGAUCCCUGGUCAUGCUAUCAGGACAGAUGUAAGUAUGGUUCAGCCUUAGAACACUGUGCUACCUUAAUCCAAUUUCUGUUUAUUGACCUAGAAGGUCAACAACUACCUUUCAUGCUUGUUUUGGUAUAUAAAACCAGCUUUGGCAAUAUUGAUGUGUUUAAUCUUGUCUGGACAUGUUCUGCUGUUACACACAGCACUCUGCACAGGACUGACAUUACCAUUUGUAGCCAAACUGUAGUGCUAGGUUGCUUAAUUUGCAGGGAUUUAGUUAAUAUUAAAAUCUUUCCGAGGCUAGGAUACAAUCACCAUGAUUCUGACCAGCCAAUACAGACACAAUAACAAAGUGACCUUUAGUUGAUUUUAGUGGCAAUGGCCAAUCACAUGACAUGUAUUGCGAAUUAAAUGUGUUGGGUGGUUGCAACAAAGUUUUGUUUUUUAAUCAAACUGUUGAGAGAAGGUGAACUUGAACUUGAACUGAAAACUGCGAAUGGAUGUUUGUUGCGUAUGUCUGAUAAAUCUCACAGUGAGUGCUGUUUGCAGGGGAGCUUUCUCACAUACUGCCAGAGAAAUCGAGGUUUAUAAGCAGUGACAAUAAAGACGUCUUCGUCCCACCUGUGCUACGUGGAUUUCUUGAGGAACCUCCCUCAUGUGCCAGUGAUGAAAGGUAUCAAAACCAAACGUGCUAUGAAAAUACACAGGAGGUGGCUGUUCAGCAGUCAGCUCCAUGCAAGUCCCAGAAGCAAGAAACAUCUCAGCGAGGCCUUGUAUAGAGGCAGGGAUUGGACCCAGACAAUGGGUAGGGGUUUCUCUGACAAUUGUCAUUUGGAGCCUGUAAGCCCCCCACUGCUCGGCCUAGUGUCUGCUGAGGAAUUGGGCAAUCUUCCUUCUCUGGAGACAGAGGCUGAAGAGGCUAAGGCUACACAUGAGCCAGACGGGGACAGUAUUUAUCAAGAAAACCUACCUGAUGUUUCGCUUAGUUUUGGCUCAGCAGGUUUUUCUAAUGCUGUACAGAAAAGGCCAGAGCUGCUCAGUGGUUUUAGUAGAGAGAGUUUCAAAAGUCCUGCAGUGCAAAGUAAACCAACAACAGAGUUACAUAUAUUCAAACUGAACAAAACAAGUGACAAACUUGAACUCUAUCAAAAGACAUCUGUAUCUGUAGACACAUCUGUGAGUGUCAGAGGUGAAGCUCCUCAUCCUGACAUGAUAGGCGCCAAGACACUACAGCUUGCAGCAUUAGAGAACACUCCAUUAAAAGACACUUUGACCACAGUUCAGAAAAUAAUAUUCACCGGAGAAGAGGCAAAACAGGAAGACCUGGCCAAGGCACCAAAGGAACCUUCAUUUGGCCCUCACAUGUAUGUGGAGGUUAUCACUAGCAGGUCUCCAGAACCCACACCACAGCAUGAAGACACCCUCUCAAUAGACUUAUUAAAGGAAGAUGUUACAUAUCGAGCUAGUCGAGUUGCCAUUUGUGAAGAGACAGAUGACUCUUUACCAGGUACAAGUAUCGAGCCCCAGGUUUUGGAACCACAUGAAUAUGUUUGCAAUCCUCCGUUAGCAUCUUCUCCUGUUCCAGUUCCCCUUCCCUGUCAGUCCACAUCCAGUCCUCAAAGAGCCAGACCAUCCAAGGUCAGUCACCUUAAGCAUUUCUGGGAGAAAGAUCAUGCAGGUCCAAGAGUAAUUGUUGCAAGAGCCAAAGAAGCCUCACACCCCUUAGCACUUGGUGUAGAGAUUUCUCCUCAAUGUGAUCUGAAAAGAGAGAGACCUGAAAAAGAAGAAGAAACAUAUCCACAUGCAAGCAAAUCCAGUGGUGCCUUGAAAUCACUGAAAGUCACAGAUAAAAGUUUUGUUAAUCCAGACAUGCUACAGCCAAAGAGACCCAAUAGUACUGGGGAUGUACUAGCAACAAUAUUCCAACAACAGACUAUAGAGUGUCUGGGUCACAUUACAAGAUCAAAAGCACAGAAUGAUGAAGUCAGGAGGAGUCCAUCUAAGACUUGCCACCCAAGGAUUUUACCCACAGAAUCCUCCAGUCAUAAGAUGUCCAGGGAAGAAUGUUCUCCACUGAAAACCUUCCCAAUAGACAUCAGCCUCCAGACUAAGGAGACUAAAGAUCAAGAAGAAAAGCCAACGUCACUGCCAAGACGGAGUAGUCUUACACGUGAAUUAAAGCAGACAGUAGUGAUGGAUAACAUGAGCUCUCAUCACCUACCACUACAUUCACCCUUAAAUACACAACAAUGGAGUUCAAGCUCCUCUGAAUUGCCAUCCAAAGAACCUCUACAAAAAUUAGAGACCUUAACUGAACAUUUCAUUCCUUGGAACAUUGAGCACUACCUCAAGCCACAGGAGAAGGCCCAUUUCCCUCUUUUUCAGCAAGACAGCACAGCUAAUGCUGAAGCUGAUGCCAUACACAGGCCACAAAAAGCCUUCAGAGAUGUGGGAAACCUGAGUGACAUAUCAAAUGAGUGGAGUCUUCCUACAGUUAGUUCUGGUGGUGUGCACAGAAAGCUCAGCAUAUCCAGCCCCGACACAACCAGAGCCUCGUCUCUGUCUUGGGAAAGUUCAGACAGUUAUGUUGGUAGUUCUAAUCCCACCCUACCAGCAUUCUCUUCAAAGAACAUGUCUUCAUCUAAAUGUUUGCAAAGGCUUACCACAGAGUGUGUCCUAAAUGCAGGAGAGGAAUGCACCAAAAAUGAAAAGACCUUGAGUGUGGAUGGUGCUUCCUCCACUGCUUCACUCUUCAAUGCAAAGCACACCAACAGCAGCUUGUCUGUGCCCGUUCUUCAGCAGGAUGGGAUAGAAAUUGACUUCACCUCUGAGGAUAACUUGGGCUGGAGGAGGAACACAGGCAGCUCCAUGUCUAACCUAAGUCUCUCCUCAGGAAUGGCCUCAAACUCAUCUAAUGAACAGGUCAGUGGCAGCAUCGGCAGCAUUUACACUCCAGACAGUGGUGAUGUUGAAGCGCAGGGAAGCAUCCAGUUUGCUGUCAACUACAUCCAGAAGCAGGGAGAGUUUCACAUGUUUGUUGUGCACUGCAGAGACUUGGCUGUGGCAGAUACCAAGAGAAAUCGCUCUGACCCGUAUGUUAAGUGUUAUCUUAUCCCUGACAAAACUAAAUUAGGCAAAAGAAAAACUACAAUCAAGAAGAAGACAUUAAACCCCACCUAUAAUGAAAUUCUUACGUUUAACAUCAGCAUGGAAGUGUUGAAAACUCUGAAUUUAAACAUCUCGGUAUGGCACAAUGACACCUUUGGGCGGAACAGCUUUCUGGGCGAGAUGGACCUGGAUCUGUCUGAGUGGGACUUUGACAACACACAGAUCAACGAAUACACAUUAAAAAACAGGGUGUCGACACAAACAUUAACAUUGUCCCCAUCACACCUGUUGGACAGAAAAGGACAGAUGAGAGUCGCUCUGAGAUUCCUGACACAGAUGUCCCACUGUGAAAGAACAUCUAUAGAGACUGGUGAGGUCCAGAUAUGGGUGAAAGACGGCAAGAAUCUUCCCUCUGACAGAGGAGUGACUAUUGACCCGUUUGUAAAAUGCACUGUACUUCCUGACACAAGCAGAAAAAGUCGGCAAAAAACUCGGGUGGUGAAGAGAACAGCCAAUCCGAUGUUCAACCACACCAUGGUGUACAAUGGCUUCCGACCAGAGGAUCUCAGAGAGGUCUGUGUGGAGCUCACAGUGUGGGACCACGACCGGCUGAACAAUCACUACUUGGGUGGCAUGAGGCUGGGGCUAGGGACAGGGAAGAGUUAUGGAGUUGAUGUGGCCUGGAUGGAUUCAACAACAAAUGAAGCACAUUUAUGGCAGAGGAUGUUGCAGUCUGGCGGCGAAUGGGUGGAGGAUGUUUUACCCCUCAGAAUGUUUGUCAUUGCAAAAAGCAUUUCAAAAUGAGAUUGUACAGUAUACAAAGUUGUGAUAAAGUUGAAGCCUCAUAGGAAUACACUUAAUGUGCUGCUGCUUAGAUACAAAUACUUAGAGUGAGCAGUCUGCCUGUAUGAUUAGUUGCUAAUUAACACAAACAUCUGUAGGUUGUAUUGUAAUGUUAAUUAGAAAGCAAAUGAUUUGAGAACAAAUGAUUUACACACGCUAGUUGUUUGUUGUUUUUCAAUAAGAUGAUCAACAAGCAGAAUAUGUUCAGUAAAAGCAAUAAUUAAACAUAUUAUUUCAAAAAUGUAUUUCACUUAUGCUAGAAUCAAGUUAGCAGUAAUAUUAGAAAUAAAAUUCCUGCCCCCGAGAGCGUGGAUGGCAAUCAGCAAGAAAAAAAAUAUAAUAAAAUAGAAUAAUAAUAAUAAUUAUAAUUCUAUACAUUCAAUGCAUCAGUAUUUUCAACACUCUAUGCACAGGUCUGACUUUGCUCAUUGACUCAUUGACAUCCCGCCAUAUGAUUGGUGUUCAUGUCCUGUCAAUCACAAAAGGAGCUAGCUUGCCAGGGACUACCCUCUAUGUUGCUAAAGUCAGUUUAAACAGCUGUGUCAAGUCCAGUGCAUUUGCCUUUGACGUCAGGUCAGGUUCCUUCAAAAUACCAGAAUAAAGCUUAAUGUUUCUCUG